Molecule: messenger RNA, 1387 nt
Organism: Notodromas monacha
Lineage: Eukaryota; Metazoa; Arthropoda; Ostracoda; Podocopida; Cyprididae
Source: the annotation of a GenBank genome assembly
GUGCAAAUAUUUAUUUUUCGGAACCAAUCAAUGCAUCAAUUACUCACCGAAAGUAAACGAUUGUCGCUUGCCUGGAAUGUUCCUAUUCAAUAUCUUCCUUGUUUCGGAUACAACGCAAUAUUCAAUCUAAAUAUUCAGAAAAUAUGCGGUCCUCUUCUCGCAGGAGGAACUAUAACGUGCGUGCACACUCCCCUUAAUCGCGAUAACGAAUGAGUCAACAAGCCACAGAAGUUAGGGCGCUAUUACAUCAGGACUAAGACAUAUCAUUCCUUCAAGUUCCUGUGAAAUUCUCCUUGUUCCCAACGCGGAUUCCGAUUUGGUUAGACUUUUCACUUAGGUUCAAGGUUUUCCCUUCAGGUGAUCUGCGGAAAAGUGUGAAAUUUUUCUGAUCGGGAUGUCCUCAGCCAUGGAAAACCACUUAUUCAAUCUCAAGUUUGCCGCGAAGGAGCUACAACGGCAGUCCAAGAAAUCAGAGAAGGAAGAGAAGGCCGAAAAGCUGAAACUGAAGAAAGCUAUUGAGAAGAAUAACAUGGAUGUUGCCCGCAUCCAUGCCGAAAACGCAAUCAGACAGAAGAACCAGAGCCUGAACUAUCUUCGGAUGUCAGCACGAGUUGAUGCCGUUGCCUGUCGUGUUCAGUCUGCCUUGACCACUCAAAGGGUGACGAAGUCGAUGGCCGGUGUUGUCAAGGCUAUGGAUUCAGCAAUGAAAGCCAUGAAUUUGGAGAAGAUUUCCGGGUUGAUGGACAAGUUUGAAAAGGAAUUCGAAGAUUUGGACGUUCAGACCUCCUACAUGGACCAGGCGAUGUCACAAACCACUACGACCGCAGUUCCACAAAAUGACGUUGACACGUUGAUGCAACAAGCCGCUGAAGAGGCUGGUUUGGAGCUCACUAUGGGACUUCCCUCCGCCGGUUCUGUAGGAGUUUCCACCCAAGCAUCAGUCGAACAAGACGAACUGUCGCAACGUCUCGCGAAGCUGCGUGAAGUGUGAUCAUGUUGAAGACGUCGAUUCAAACUUACGCUGAAAGUCAUAACGAAGCAAAAUCGGUUUCGCUCCAUCCAUUACCAAAACCGUCACUUCCCUGAAUUGCAGAUGGUUUUUUUUUUUCAUGAUCACCGGCAUUUCAUUAUAAAGGACUGUUUGUAUCCGCUUGUCUAUCUCAAUUCAACGUUCAUAAUUGUGCAUAGAGAAAUGUAGGAUAGCGCCAAAUCAUUCGUACUGGUGAUGAAACGCACCGGUUCCAAUGCUGGGAAAGCUCAGAAAUGUCUUGUGCGAAAUACUUUAGUUGUCACGACGCACGGUCAUCAACCAUGUUCUUGCCUUGUAGGCUUAUUUGUUCUUCUUACCGCACGUUAUUGUGAUUGAACUCAUCUCGGAAAAGUGGAA